Ilex paraguariensis (yerba mate) is the source of this 486-nucleotide messenger RNA. Lineage: Eukaryota; Viridiplantae; Streptophyta; Magnoliopsida; Aquifoliales; Aquifoliaceae. The record is from the annotation of a GenBank genome assembly.
AUGCCCCAAUUUCGACGACAUGAGGCCCUAACCGGCAGUCCUAGGUUUUUUUUUAUGUCGAUUCCGUAUUCUUUUGCCCAAACUUUUUGGCCACAGUCGUUUGGGAGCGAUUCAAUCGCUUCGUACGAUUUCUUGAGUUAUGUGAAUAAAGCCAGUGAGUUGUCCUCGGAUUUUGCCAAUGUCAGUGGAGAUUUGGGGGAGAAUUGUGAUCGUCAUCGUCUCAGAGUUCGACACUCAGUGCAAACCAUUAUCAAUCAAAUGAGAGAAACAGUCCAGGAAACGAGCCUUGCGUGGAAGAGCAAUGUGGAUAUAUUUGGUGCUGGUGUUGGCUUCAAUGAUGAAGGAGGAGGCGGUUUCGCAACUUACAAGCGAGUGGUGGCCUCUGUUGAGGAAGUGCCUGUGGAGAGUCUUCAACAACAGGAGAUUGCUUUCAUGCUGAUUGGGCACAUAUUGGAUAAAGUCCAGAUUGAUCUUAAGCUUUUGUAA